AUGGAAUUCAGAUUCAAGAGGAAGCAUCUUAUACUAACAGUGUUCUAUAAAAUGUUCAAAGGAAUGGAUUAAUAGGAACUUUAAAAAGGUAAGUAGAACUAUUAGAUGUAGAUUAAGUUUUAUAAUAGGAAAGAAUGAGAAGAAGCAUAGAUAAAUGUUGUUAAACUAUGACUUAAUCAAUCUUGAAUUAUUUUUAAGAGAUUAAAUAGAUUAUUUGAGACUUUUUAAAUUAAUCAAGACAGAGUAUUCUAUGGGAGGAAAUAUUGUAUAUAAUUAAAGAGAUUAAAGAAAAUUAGAUGAAAUUGACAAGGAAAGGAUGAAAGACUAUAUACUCUUUAUGCUGCCUCUGUUAUCUCCUAUAGAUAGAUUGAAAUUAAAACUCAUUUAUAGAGGAAAAGUUGGAAGGAGUUUUAGAAAAUUACGUGGUGUGCAAUGA
Molecule: messenger RNA, 436 nt
Organism: Paramecium primaurelia
Lineage: Eukaryota; Ciliophora; Oligohymenophorea; Peniculida; Parameciidae
Source: the annotation of a GenBank genome assembly